CGUGGUUCCUCCUAGCAAUGACAAUGACAUGGAGAAUGUAGAUUCUGAUCAUGUCAACGAGCAGUCCGAGAUCCUUGUGAGUCCAACUGAUGCUUUGGAGAUGGAGGUUUCAGAUCUCCCUCUAGAACGUUGCAUGAGGAUAGUGCCCCAUGAUCAGAACACUGGAGCUUUUUUCAUUGCAAUUCUUCAGAAAGUAUCCCCUCUUCCUGCGGUUUCAAGUUCCACCAAACCGAAGGAAACUUUAACAAACGGGAAUCACAAGUUACCCUUGAAGGUAUCAGAUGAGGUACCCAGAGAAACUAAUAGCGCAGAACCAUCCGCUAUAUCAAAUGUGGAAUCAUCAGAUGGAAAAACAGAGGUUGGUGCUACAGGACUUAAUUCUCGUGAGGUAGUCGAAGAAGAAAAUGAGAAAGAACACACAGAGAAUGUGAAUGCAGAGACGGACACUAAGAAAGCUGGAGGUAACCGGAGGUUGCAAAAUCAAGGCAAGUGGAGAGGUGUUGAUCCAGUUGUUUUUUUCCGGGAGGACACUGUUCUUAGUAGUAUUAAGGAUUUCUAUGGAAUCAGUGAUUCAUUCCCAUUGAAUGAUCACCUUGUGACGCGAAAUACUGAUUUCCAGAGUUGUAAGAGAAUUUACUACAUUUCAAAGUCAGUUCAGGAUGUUAUGAAGCUGAAUUUUCAAGUCGGGCAACAACUGAAGAUAAUAUCUAUUGGUCUAAAGGCCUUUGAGCGACAAACAGUAAAAGAAGAUAGUGCUUCCGAAUGCAUGUACCGUAUAUCGUCUGAAGGAUUACCAUUACUUCUUCCUUACAUCAGCAAGCAAAUCCUAUGUGCAUCCUUGGCGGACUUCAAGCACCUGUUGCAGUACAGGUCUAUCAAAUUUCAAGAUUUUGUCAAUCCUCAAUUUGGCGAGAAGGCAUCAUCGGAGAUUAAGUUAGGGUGUUGUAUUGUUGUACUGCAAACAGAAGAUCAACCUACUUCAAAACCUAUGGAUGCAUCGACAAUAGCUAUUGGUUGUUGGAGAGGGAAGUCCAGUGUAAGUGUAAUGGUUCCAGAAACAGACUGCCAAGAACUUCUUGAGAGGCUUUCUGCACGUUUGGGGUUCGAGAUGGUUCCGGUGAAAGAAAAACCAACAGUUAGGAGAGGAAAGAAAGAUGAUGCUGAAGAGAAGCUAGUGAAAGAACCAGUAGAAGAAGAAGCUAUAGUUGGUUGAGUUAUUGAACAUUUUUCGUGUUUUAUUUUUCGUCACUUUUACUUACCAGUUUGAUUCAGCUGUAUUUGCAAUUAUAUGAUUCUUUUGCCAGAAAUUUGUAGUGAAAUCUGUUAUCAAAUAACUUGCUUCAUCUUGAAUAGAAAAAGUUAGAAACUAGUCUUGAUUUUCGUCAGGAUCUAGACCAAGAUUA
Molecule: messenger RNA, 1403 nt
Organism: Papaver somniferum (opium poppy)
Lineage: Eukaryota; Viridiplantae; Streptophyta; Magnoliopsida; Ranunculales; Papaveraceae
Product: tRNA (cytosine(34)-C(5))-methyltransferase-like
Exons: 5
Coding region: 29-1213 (394 amino acids)
Biological process (GO): RNA methylation
Molecular function (GO): methyltransferase activity
Source: RefSeq, a predicted model, not a curated record